Akanthomyces muscarius is the source of this 1239-nucleotide messenger RNA. RefSeq lists its product as uncharacterized. Gene Ontology annotation, biological process: phosphorylation; acetate metabolic process. NCBI's taxonomy places the organism in Eukaryota, Fungi, Ascomycota, Sordariomycetes, Hypocreales, Cordycipitaceae. The coding region runs from base 1 to 1239 and encodes 412 amino acids. Gene Ontology annotation, molecular function: acetate kinase activity. The transcript has 2 exons. The record is from RefSeq and is a predicted model, not a curated record.
AUGAAGGUCAUUGUCGCGGUAAACGCUGGGUCCAGCUCCGUCAAGCUAUCAGCUUACACUAGAGAGAGCGUCGGAUCGCCUACGGAGAUCGGUAACGCUGAAGUCAGUGCACUUGGCGGAGAGUCCGCUAGGCUCAAGUAUUCUCGGCAUGGCGAAUCCGUCAAGGAUGACAAGGCAGGGAAAGCAGGCGAAUCUCACGAAGCGGCUUUCCGAACCAUGGUGGAUAUUCUCAUCCAAGACUCUCAAUUGCGCCAAGUCCAGAGCAUGGAAGAUAUUGGCUUGAUCUGCCACAGGGUUGUCCACGGCGGUGACUUUGAGGACUGCCAGAUCGUUACGGAGCAAACCUACAAGCAGCUGGAAGAAUUGGUUGACCUGGCUCCGUUACAUAAUGGAAACGCCAUGGGAAUCAUCCGAUGCUGCUUCAACCUGCUUCCCAACAGCAAGAACAUGGCCUGCUUCGAUUCUCAAUUUCACAAGACCAUUCCGAAGCAUAUUGCCACAUACCCCAUUAACCAGGACAUGGCAGCUCGUAAGGGCCUCCGCAAGUAUGGAUUUCACGGGCUCAGCUAUGCGUACAUCGCGAGGCAGACGGCUCUACACCUGGGAAAGGACAUGGACAGAUUGAACAUCAUUGCACUGCAUUUAGGUAGCGGAGCCAGUGCCUGCGCCAUCAAGCACGGCCGUAGUUGGGACACCAGCAUGGGCUUGACGCCGGUGUCUGGCCUCCCCGGCGCGACGCGUAGCGGGAGCAUUGAUCCCAGUCUGGUCUUCCACUAUACCAGCUCUGCGGGUAAGCUGUCGUCCUCCGCCACGGAUGAGCUGCACAUCACCCGCGCCGAGCAGAUUCUCAACUCGGAGAGCGGGUGGCACGCCCUCGCUGGAACAAAGGAUUUCGGCAUAAUCGCCACCUCAAAUGAUACCAAGCACAGGCUUGCUUUUGAUAUAUUUGUCGACCGCAUAUGUGCGUUUGUGGGGAGCUACUAUGUCUCACUGCGUGGUGAUGUGGACGCCUUGGUGUUUGCCGGUGGCAUUGGUGAGAAGAGCUCGCAACUUCGCAGUGCAGUCACGGACGAGUUGGAGUGUUUGGGCUUUAUCCUGGAUAGCGGCGCUAACAGCCAAAGCAUGUCGCGAACCGUUGAAGACAUUAGCGGGCCAGAUGCACAGCACAGAGUCCUGGUGUGCCGGGUUGACGAGCAGCUCGAGAUGGCGAGGCUCUGUAGCCAGUCAACCAACCCAUAG